AAGAAGAAGCAGAAAAAGAGCCAUUAAUAGAGAAAAAUAAAUAGAACAUUCAUGGUGGUUGUUGGGUUUCGGACGAUUUAAGUUUGGUGCUGCUCUUCACUCCACUUUUGUCUUCUUUUGUUAGGGUUUUCUUUGAUUCUUGGUGGUUCGGUUCAGACCUUCCGUUUCGUUUUCUUCCUAGAAUUCUUGUUUGUGAUGAAUUCCUUCCCCAUAUAUAUGUCUUAGAUUUUGCUUCUUCCUAGUACUGAAUCUUGGCGGAGUUCAAGUGUAAUGAUUUUGGAGUUGAUGAUGGUGCGGACAGAUGUAAUCUCCGUUAGAUCUUCAUAUUAAAAGUGUAGAUUUGUGAGAGGAGUCGCUUUCUAAUUUGGAUAUUGUAUUAGCAAGUGGGCUGUAGAGAAAUCCCAGAUGCUUUUUGUUGCAACUUGCAUCCAUACUUUGUACUUGAAGAACUUGAAGGCGGGCCCUUUCAACUUGUUUCCUUAAUCACUUACAAGAACCCUCUUCUUUCCUUAUCCGUACGCAGUAUACUGUCCUGUCCCCCCCCCCCCUCUCUCUCUCUCUCUCUCUCUAGAAUUUCACUUAUAUUAUAUAUGUGUGUGUGUGUGUGUGUGGCAACCAUAUUAUUCAUCUGAAGCGGCAGUGUUGAUUAUCCUUUUGAAGAAAAGCAGAGAUUUUCAACUUAAAUCCCACUUGGAAAUUAAGUUUCCAAGAUGAUUAAAGAUGAAGCGGUGGAGCAGGAUCUGCAUUUUGCUGCGGGAAAUGUUGAGGUGAAGAUUGAAGAUAUGGCAGCGGCGGUGGCGGCUGAUGGUGGUGUUGCAAACCCCGCUGGUUUUGAUCCCAUGGAAGAAGACCAUCAAGCAGUUGUAAUGGCUACUAUUGGUGAGAAAGAUUUAUGGCUUGAUAGGGACCAAGAACAUCUUCUUGAUGUGAAUGAUGCUUCCAUCUUCUACAAUGAUUUCCCUCCUCUCCCGGAUUUCCCUUGCAUGUCUUCCUCCUCGUCUUCUUCCUCCACUCCGGCUGCGUCUAAGCCUAUGGCCCCCUCAUCAUCUUCCUCCUCGGCCGCGUCCUCCUCGCCGGCCGCCUCUUGGGCAGUGAUGAAGUCUGAUGCCGAGGAAGAUACGGGGCGGAUGAGUUUCCAGCAGACCACGGAUGUGGAAGAGGUGAAAGUGGAGCCCGCCGCCUUAUCCUCCACCGCCUCCAUGGAGAUCCCGCCGCCGUCUGAACAUGAUGGUCUGGGCGAUGUCGAUUGCAUUGACGUGAUGGAGAAUUUCGGGUACAUGGAUCUGAUUGACACCAACGAAAUUUGGGACCCUUCUUCAGUUUUCCAAAGUGAAAACCCUCAAGAGUUCUUGGAAGACCAACAGACGGCGGCGCCGCUGCUGCUGGAAGGGUCGUCACCGCAGGACCCGAAGAUGCAGUGCCAAGACGAGAAUGAUGGGUUCAGUUUUCUGCAGGGGAACAGCGAACUUGCUAUGAUCUUCUUCGAGUGGCUGAAGCAAAAUAAGGAUUACAUUUCAGCAGAAGACAUGAGAAGCAUAAAACUCAAGCGAUCCACCAUUGAAAGUGCUUCUAAGCGUUUGGGAAGCACAAAAGAAGGUAAAAAACAGCUUCUGAAACUGAUUCUUGAGUGGGUUGAACAAUACCAGCUUCAGAAAAAGCGUAUGAGGGAAAGUGGCCUCCAAUCUCCCUAUGCCUAUCAAGAAACUGUCCAGAACUCUGAUCCUAAUCCAAACCCUAACCCUAACCCCAGCUUCAGUUACAGCCCUCUACCUCCUGAUCCUAAUGCCUGCUUUUCUUCCUCUCCCUGGAUGCCUCCAGCACCACCACCGCAUGCAUCAGAGGUCACCGCGAUGGUGGCGGCCCCACCAGCUUUCGCCCCACCGAUGGCCACCGGGUAUGGUGGCGAUCCGUAUUCGAACCCAAUUCCAGUGGCUCCUAUGAAUCAUCAAGUUGUUAAUGGGAUUCCAUAUCCGCAUGCAGCUGAAUAUCCAGUAAUGGAGCAUGCUCAAUCCUGGGUCAUAUCACCCUUCCCCAUGCAACAGCCUCAUCAGUUCAGCCAUUUUCCUGAUAAUGGCAACAUGAUUACUCAUCAACAGGCUUUGUAUGGGCAUCCCUACCAGAUUUUUGAUCCAAAUGGGGAAAGAUUGAUGAGAUUGGGCUCUUCAGCAACGAAAGAGGCUAGGAAGAAAAGAAUGGCCCGCCAGAGGCGUCUCUACUCGCACCAUCACCGCCACAGUAGCAACUCGAAUCAACACCAAAAUCAAAUGAAUGAUGCCCAUGUGGUGGGCGAGGCCAGCGAGGACGGUGAUCAGGCUGGUUCACCGGGCAAUUGGGUGUACUGGUCUCCCAGCGGUGCUGGAUCUUCACCAACUCCAGGAAGCGGUCCACCUGCGGAUGCAUCACAAGCGCAUUCCGGGGAUCGCGCCCCUGUGCAGCAGCAAAAUUAUCAGCGGCAGUCGUCUUCUGAUCGACGACAGCAGCAGGGUUGGAAAACGGAGAAGAACUUGAAGUUUUUGCUGCAGAAAGUCUUGAAGCAAAGUGACAUAGGUAAUCUCGGAAGGAUCGUGUUGCCAAAAAAAGAGGCUGAAAGCCACCUCCCGGAACUGGAAUCAAGAGAUGGAAUUUCCAUUGCCAUGGAAGACAUUGGUACUUCUCGUGUUUGGAAUAUGCGAUACAGGUUCUGGCCUAACAACAAAAGCAGAAUGUACCUUCUGGAGAACACAGGAGAUUUUGUAAGAGUCAAUGGGCUGCAAGAGGGAGAUUUCAUCAUCAUAUACUCGGACACAAAAUGUGGCAAAUAUAUGAUACGAGGAGUUAAAGUGCGGCAGCCAGGCGGAAAAUUGGAGGGGAAGAAGCCGGCAAGGAGAAACAUGCGCAACUUAUCCCUUGCUGGUAAUAGCUCGUCACUAGCACCUAUCAAACAAGCCGUGAGAUGAGAAGGAAGAGACAACAAGCCCUCAACGGAUGAAAUUGGACGAUGAUCGACUUUCCUGAUUUCUUGCCGUUCUUUAUUUACCUAAUUAUAUAUAUAUAUAGUAUUGCUUGUGAAGACCUUAAGUGCCAAAGUGUGUUAUAUACACUUGUAAGUGAGAAAAGGGCAUGUCGGCCGGCCGGGUGGUGCUCAUUUUGAUUUUCCGAUAUUAUUAUGUGUUGUCUCGUACAUAGUAUUCGAUCGGUUGUGUAUGUGUUAGUAGCUGUUUCUUGAUGAUGGUCCGCAUAGUGAUUUGCAGCCUGCAUCGACCUUGACUGCUAUGUGUUUGUAUUACUAAACAAACUGUGAUAUAUGUUGUAAUGUUAUGACAAUAAGUCCUAUGUUAAUUAAUGUGUGGGGAUGCUGUCUCAAAGUA
Sesamum indicum (sesame) is the source of this 3347-nucleotide messenger RNA. RefSeq names its product AP2/B3-like transcriptional factor family protein (gene ABI3). NCBI's taxonomy places the organism in Eukaryota, Viridiplantae, Streptophyta, Magnoliopsida, Lamiales, Pedaliaceae. Gene Ontology annotation, molecular function: DNA binding; DNA-binding transcription factor activity. The record is from RefSeq and is a predicted model, not a curated record.